CUACUGUGUCAACUCGUCUGAAGUCAGCCUCCCAUUGAGGAAUGCUGGAGCUUUAACCUGAGUGUUUCAUCCACUCCUCGGUUUUAUUUUUACCCGACAACCAGGACAACAAGAAAAGGGAUUUUUAUCUCGACAACACAGGCUGCAUCGCCACAUCUGAGGCCUCAACUCCAUUUACGCGCAAGUGCCAUGGGCUUCAUGGCAGUGCAAUGUGGAAGGUAACUUAGUCUCGCAUCUUUUGCCUCUUGGUUCGCCUCAUGUCUGAGGACAGUGAUCCAAAGCACUACCUGUACUCAACCCUGGAGGGGCGCGAGAGGAACCGGGAAAGGGUCGGCUUCCAGUUGGAGGAAGAGGAAGGCUCUCCCUGCGGCGCCAUCAGCCAACUUCACCGCAUGGCCACCAGCUACAGCGAGGGUUGCGGCGGGCCGGACAGGGUUGAACUAGAAGCGGAGUUGGGACUGGCCUCCGAGGGCAGCGACAGCAGCCACGAGCACCCAGCCUCGCCGCGCUCCCCUCAUGAUGACAGGAAGCGGCCACGACCACCCUUGCACGAGGACGUAGAGAUGGGUGGCAGCGGCUCGAGUGGGAGCGGGACCGAGUCCCAUGGUAACGAGUCGCAUGGCAAUGAGUCCCAUGGCAAUGAGUCUGUGGGCAGCUCAAAUGGCAAUGGCAAGGAUUCUGCUCUAUUGGAGUCUUCAGGGAGCAACAAGAGCUCAAACUCUCACAGCCCCUCGCCGCCAAGCAGCUCCAACGCCUUCAGUCUGGUGAGCUCAGAGCAGGACAACCCCUCCACCAGCGGCUGCAGCAGCGAACAGUCAGCCAAAGCGAAGACACAAAAGGAGCUCUUCAAGACCCUCAAGGAGCUGAAGAUGCACUUGCCGUCAGAAAAGAGGAGCAAGGGCAAAUCCAGCACAGUCAACACGCUUAAAUAUGCGCUGCGAUGUGUCAAACAGGUGAAAGCCAAUGAGGAAUACUACCAGAUGCUAAUGGUUAAUGACAGUCAGCCUCCAGGGUUCGAUGUAUCGUCCUACACCAUCGAGGAAAUCAACAGCAUCACCUCUGAGUAUACCGUCAAAAACACUGAUAUUUUUGCUGUAGCCGUCUCACUCAUCACGGGGAAAAUUGUUUACAUCUCGGACCAGGCGGCGUCCAUCUUGAACUGCAAGCGUGAAGUUUUUAACAAUGCCAAGUUUGUGGAGUUCCUGACACCUCAGGACGUCAGCGUGUUCUACAGCUUCACCACGCCCUACCGCCUGCCCUCAUGGAGCAUGUGCACCGGAGCAGACUCCUCUCCCACGGAGUGCAUGCAGGAGAAGUCCUUCUUUUGCCGCAUCAGUGGUGGUAAGGAGCGUGAAGGGGAUCUGCAGUACUAUCCUUUCCGCAUGACUCCAUACCUGAUGAAAGUCCAGGAUGCUGAGCUGGCUGAGGAGCAGUUCUGCUGCCUCCUGCUGGCGGAGAGGGUGCACUCUGGAUAUGAAGCACCCAGAAUCCCUCCUGACAAGCGAAUCUUCACCACCACACACACACCUAACUGUGUGUUCCAGGAUGUGGAUGAGAGGGCUGUACCUCUGUUGGGUUACCUCCCUCAGGACCUGAUCGGGACCCCCGUGCUUCUCAAUCUGCACCCAAGUGACCGGCCCUUGAUGCUGGCUGUGCAUCGCAAAAUUCUGCAGUAUGCCGGUCAGCCAUUCGACCACUCCUCGAUCCGUUUCUGUGCAAGAAACGGCGAGUACAUCACCCUUGACACCAGCUGGUCCAGCUUCGUCAACCCCUGGAGUCGCAAGGUCUCCUUUGUCAUAGGCAGGCACAAAGUCCGCAUGGGUCCUGUGAAUGAAGAUGUCUUUGCAGCACCAGCUUUCCACGGAGGGAAGAUGAUGGACUCAGACAUCCAGGAAAUUAGUGAACAGAUCCAUAGGCUGCUACUCCAACCGGUCCACAACAUGGGCUCCAGUGGCUAUGGUAGCCACGGCAGCAAUGGUUCCCACGAGCAGCUGGUGAGCAUCAGCUCGUCAAGUGAGAGCAACGGGAACAUCGUGGGGGCAAACACAGUGGAGGAGACAAGCAAGACCAAGCCUCCUAGGACGUUCCAGGAGAUUUGUAAAGGGGUACAUAUGAUGAAGAACCAAGACUCCCAGGUCUGCCUGCGCUCCCCUCCCCCUUCGCCAUCACCAUCCAAGCCCGAGCAUAAAAAGACCAUUGACACCGCAGCUCAGAAGAGUCCAGCGUCGCGUCUGAAAGACUCGAUUCCCUCUCUGCACGUCAGAGACAGCACUGCAGCCAGCAUGGAGGACUUCCCCUGCAAAGACCAGACUGUCUGCUCCUACCAGCAGAUCAGCUGCCUCGACAGUGUCAUCAGGUACCUGGAGAGUUGUAACAUCCCAAUCACGGUGAAGAGGAAGUACCAGUUCUCCACCAAUACCACCUCCUCCAACUCUGAUGACGACAAGAAGAGCUCAGAGGACGGCAUGCAAGUGCCUCAGGAUACCAACCCAGAUCCUUUGAUGCUAGACGCCCAGCCAGGCCUGUCAAACAUGAAAGCACCCAAGAAGCCUUCAUCUGGGGCAGCUGCUGUGGUGGGAGGCCCCCUGGCACCCCUCACCCUGCCCAGCAAGGCUGAGAGCGUGGUUUCAAUUCCCUCGCAGUGCAGCUACAGCAGCACCAUCGUCCACGUGGGAGACAAGAAGCCUCAGCCAGAGUCUGAGAUUAUCGAAGACGUGGCAGAGAGCCCUGCUCCCCCGGCUCUGCCUGUCAGCGUGGUGUCUCCGCCCAGCCAGGAGAAGGAGGCCUACAAGCGGCUGGGACUGACCAAACAGGUGCUCGCUGCACACACCCAGAAAGAAGAGCAGGCCUUCCUCAACCGCUGCAGAGAGCUCCGCAAUGCCAGGACCUUCCAGAAGGACUAUUCCACGUAUCUGCACAAGCAGAGGGGUCCAGUCAAUGCUGAAGAAACAUCUGCACUACGAGGUGCAGCCAAACAGGGCACCACCAGGCCCGAGACCACUGCCAAGAAGGGCAACCGUAACAGGAAGUCCAAGAAGCCGCGGAUGAAGCAUCCUGAUUCAUCAGACAGCGCAGUGUCAAACCGAAAACCCCGUCCACCUCUCCAGGGUCUCAACCAAACCUCAUGGUCCCCGUCAGAAGCAUCCCAAUCUGCUUUUAACGUCUCCUAUCCAGCCAUGGUGCCUGCCUACCCGCUCUACCCUCCUGCACCUGCAGCCCCAGCACAGGCCCCCCGCCCUGACCCCUCCCUUUCCACAGGCUUUGGAGAGGGGCAGAGCACCCAAGCCCCACCCUCUGCUGCUCCAUUUGCUGCACCCAUUGUUACACCUGUGGUGGCCCUGGUGUUACCCAACUACCUCUUCCCCCAAAUAGGACAGUUAGGUCAGAUGGGGCAGCUGGGGGCUGCUCCUAGACCAACGUUUUUCCCUGAGCAGACGCAGGCACAGCCUGCAUACGCUACUCAGCAGCCCUUUCAGCCACCACAGCCAGCCUUUGCCAUGCAAACACAACCCCCCUUCACCAGCCAACAGCCGUUCCCUGUGCAGACUGCCUUUGCCCCCCAGCAGCAAUUCCAACCCGCUCAGACCCCCUUCACUACCCAGCAACCUUUCCAGGCCUCUCAAACCCCCUUCGCUACCCAGCAGCCCUUCCAGGCCCCUCAGACUGCCUACAAUACCCAGCAGGCCUUCGCUGCCCAGCCUUCUUUCCCAGUGCAGACACAGUUUGUGGCUCAACCCCCUUAUCCAUCUCAGCCUUUCCCCUAUAGCCUAGCCUCCGAGCCCCCCAAAGCUAUGGCUGUGGAGCCCCGAGAAGGGGGGGCUUCACGCUCCUCCACCCCAGCCUCUGGAGCGAGGGAGCCUGCGACGUCUCCACCGCUGUUUGAGUCACGGUGCAGCUCGCCUCUGCAGCUCAAUCUGCUGAGCAUGGAGGAGGGACAGCGCUCGGUGGAACGGCAGGACAGCGCAGCGCCCCUUCUUGGGUGCCUGGGCAUCAGUUCAGUAGCAGCAUCAGGGGCAGCCGGGGCAGCAGGGGAGAAGAGCGGAGGCACAGCCAAGACUGAAGGCCACCAACAGGUGGAGUCUCCAGGAGAUGGGGCUCAGAGUGACGGAAACUCCUCAUCCUGCGACUUGCUGGACAUCCUGCUACAGGAGCAGGAGGACUCCCACUCUGGGACCGGAUCAGCCACCUCUGGCUCCAUGGGCUCAGGGUCAGGCUCCGGAUCGGGCUCAGGAUUGGGCUCAGGCUGCAACGGCUGUGGUACAUCUAGUGGAGCGUCUGGCAGCAGAACAGGGAGCAGCCACACCAGCAAAUACUUUGGCAGUGUUGACUCUCUGGAACAAGACCCUAAGUCUAAAACCAAGAAGAGAGGCGAAGGAGGCUCUGAGAGCAGCCAGUCGCAGACCAAGGUCUCCUCCCAGGGCGAGGGAGACCAUUUAAUCAAAUUCGUUCUCCAGGAGCCUCUCUGGCUGCUGAUGGCCAAUGCUGACGACAAAGUCAUGAUGACGUAUCAAAUGCCGUCCAGGGACAUUCAGAGGGUUCUGCGAGAAGACAAGGAGAGGCUGCGGCAGAUGCAUAAGAGCCAGCCUCACUUCUCCAAAGACCAGCGACGAGAGCUAGUGGAGGAACACCCCUGGAUGAGGCGGGGAGGUUUACCUGCUGCCAUCAAUGUGAAGGAGUGUGUCUACUGCGAGGACGCAGCAGCAGCCCCCAUCGAGGAAGACCUGCCACACAUGGACAUGAAUGAGCUGGGCGAGGAACUGGGCCAAGAGGGCCAGAAUGCCCAAAGCCAAUCAGAGGAGUCUCAGCCUCAGCCAGAUGCUGGCUCGUGAAGACACACUCGGCCAGCAGGGGGACUCACUCGACCAGUCAGGGACCUUCAUGAUGCACACACACACAGACUUUGUGGAUGUGAGACCAACAGCUGUGUGCCUGGCCAUCCUCACAAACACACACAAACACACAGCAUGAACUCAAGCAGAAAACUGUUGUUGCCAUCGUGGUGAAUAUGAGGAUGCGUGCGGCUCCUGUGAUCAUGUGUGUGAGUUGUGCUGAGGACUGCUGCUGAAACGCAGUUCUUCAUGCCCCCAUACAGGGGGCAGUGUACUAUAUGAGGGUCAGGCAUACAAAGGCCCUCAUCAAGUACUUUUGCCAGCUUACUUUCUCUCACACACACAUUUUCUCUCAUUGAAAGGACCUGGGCCCAGCUUGUGUGGUCGGUGACCUUUGGCCUCCCACAUAAAUGUAUUUUUUAUUUGAUUGUUUCCCCAUCCUCCUUGUUGGGGGCAGCGCUUAACAGCAACGUGAGCAAUUAUUAUUCUAAAAAAAAAAAGACAAGGAUAAUAGUUAAUGGACCUCUUUUAAACUUCAUAUAUUUGAAUUUUUAAGAAUUUUAUUUUGUCAGAAAUGUUAUUAACAAGCAGCUAAGCAUUGCUGUAUGAAUACUGCCAGACAUAAUGUUUGUGUUUUCUUGUUUUCAAGCCCCUCAACCCCCCUUUUGUUUUCCCAUUUUGAACUAUGGAGAAUAGUUGUGGUGUUGGAUGAUGUCGGCUGGGUCAAAGGGCAGGCACCGCCACUUUUGUAUCAUGAAAGAGUUUUUAUCUCUACUCUCUGAACCUGCAACAUCCAGGUGCAGAGCAGUGGUUGCACCCGACUGGGCAGCCAACAGAAUGACAUGGAGGUUGAUUAUAAUCAUCCUCAACAGAGACAGUCUAAUACGAAGCGAGAGCUAUUCAUAUAACUAAGUAUCUUAUUUAUUUUCUACCAGAUAAUGUAUCGAGAAUAGAUUGUUUUGAGCUAAAGCCAAAUCCAUUCUUACAGUUCUUAUAUGUAUUAAUACUACACAUGCAUCAACAGCAAAGUCAAAGUUACAUUACAACUAUAAACUGGAGUUAGCGUGUCUAUUUCACAGAAUAACCUCAAAGUGUUUUAGGCCUCUGUAGACCUUAAAAAAACACAGGUGCUAGGAACAAGUGGGCGUCAUCGGAGAUUAAAAAGCUGCUGAAUUAUAUUUUGUUUGAAACGAUCAACAGCAGGAAGUUGACUCGUGAAAAGAAGAGGUCGAAACACAGCACAGAAACCUGAGGCUGCAAAUCAAAUGUUUUUAUGUCAUUUAAACUUACAAGGUCCUUGGGAUUGGCAUUCCCCUUUCAAUAUCUGUUUCUAUCUUUAUAUGAUGUAUUUUGUCUUUAACGACACAGGAGUAUUCAUGUACAUUGCAGAUUAUUGAAAAUAUUGUCGAGUAAUAUUCUUUUUUGUCAAUAUGGUGCAGCUCUACUACAAAAUGUCAUUUUUAGAACAAAUCCAUGCGACGUCUGGGAUUUCUACAUUAUGGAAAAAUGACAAUGUGUCAUCUGCUCAUUUUCUCACUGAGCUGGUUUUCCACGCUGAGAAACUUUGUAUACAAUAUUGGCACCAAAAUUCUCUAAAUCUUAAGUCUCUGCAGGUGUGUGUGCUGCAGUACAGAUUCUUAAAGCUGUUGUUCAUUGGGAUGUUUGAGACUGUGUUCUCAACAGAGGUCGAAACUGAGCAUCAGCACUUAGAUAUGAGAGUACAGCGGGGAAAGAAACAGCAUUAUAAUUGUAGCAAACAAGGGGACCGUGUUGCCUGAGUAACCUUCCAUACAAACCCGGGUUACACAGGGAAUGGUGGCCAUCUGUAACCAUGCGGCCCCUCCUUAUCUUACAUGAAGUAUUAAGGAAACUGUGACCUGCAGUGGCUCCAUGUAGUCGAGGUAAACUGUAGGAAUACUGGGAACAACUCUGGUGCUACGGCAGAGAAACUGAGGCAGGGCUUGUGAAUGUAACACAGACUGGACCAAGAGCAUCUCACUGGUUUGUUUUCAUGAUUUUAUUUUAUUUUUCGUUCUCUUGUUCAAUUUUUUUUAUUGCUCUAUUUUUCUAUUUGUUUUCUCUUAUGUGUUUGUUUGCGAAGGUAAGAGCUUUUUGAGUGGGGACGGACCCUUACCUCUAAUAAAACCCAGGUCAUGUUACUGUAAGCAGAACAUAGCAUGUGUAUGCAUGUGGGCAAAGCGCAAUGGACAGAGUGGUCAGAUACUUCAGUGAUUCCAGCUUGUGGACGCCUGUCUGCUUUCUGUUCCGAUGGUAGGAUGCACAGAGAGGACAGGCGCUUUUCACCACCUUUAGCAACAGUCUGUCUCUGUCUUUUGUCUUUUUUCUGAGCGAAAUAUCUUGACGGGGGGCCUCCAACGCUCACUUGUGUAUAAAAAAAUGGAUGCAGAGAGUAUGUAAGGUAAUAUUUAAGCCUUACCUUUUUCAUAAGGCCUUGCAUAGAGGAAGUCCAUUUUAAAGUAAAUACACAACGGUGGGCUGUUGGAAGCACCCUGAUCUAUAAAGACAUACACACGGUACUGGCACAUGAUGUUGUGUAUGGUCAUGUAAAUUUGUUUCAUUGCCACUGUAUGAGUAUGUGGUAUAUUAAACUAGCACAGUACUGUGCAUUUUGUAGGUGAGCAGAUGUGUUGUUUGAAACAUGUUUGAGAAACAAUGUUGUAAUAAAACUACAGAAAUAUAA
Molecule: messenger RNA, 7530 nt
Organism: Epinephelus moara (kelp grouper)
Lineage: Eukaryota; Metazoa; Chordata; Actinopteri; Perciformes; Serranidae
Product: period circadian protein homolog 2-like
Exons: 22
Coding region: 258-4829 (1523 amino acids)
Biological process (GO): circadian regulation of gene expression; negative regulation of transcription by RNA polymerase II; entrainment of circadian clock by photoperiod
Cellular component (GO): nucleus; cytoplasm
Molecular function (GO): transcription corepressor binding; transcription cis-regulatory region binding
Source: RefSeq, a predicted model, not a curated record